Aspergillus nidulans FGSC A4 is the source of this 897-nucleotide messenger RNA. Its product is annotated as SNAP receptor SNC2. Bases 188 to 541 code for a protein of 117 amino acids. Gene Ontology annotation, cellular component: endosome; plasma membrane; membrane. The transcript is spliced from 3 exons. Lineage: Eukaryota; Fungi; Ascomycota; Eurotiomycetes; Eurotiales; Aspergillaceae. Gene Ontology annotation, biological process: membrane organization; vesicle-mediated transport. The record is from RefSeq and is a predicted model, not a curated record.
AUAUCUCCCCCUCCUCGUCAUAUCUCGAUACUUGUGCGACGCUUUCUUCUUACGCCCACCGCCAGCGGACUUUCGACCCGAUAAUCUGCGACGUGGUCUUGUGAUCGUUUGUGAUCGUUCUCACGCUACAAGUUAGCAUCUCGAUUCUACAUCUCGAUUCUACAUCAAGCUCUUCGCACAGAGCAUCAUGUCUGAGCAACCGUACGAUCCUUAUAUUCCUUCCGGCUCCAACGCCGCCAGCGGCAGCACUGCACAGAAUGGCGACAACCGGACACGGGAAAUCGACCGGAAAAUCCAAGAGACCGUCGAUACUAUGCGCUCGAAUAUUUUCAAGGUCUCCGAGCGUGGUGAACGUCUAGAUUCGUUGCAGGAUAAGACCGACAACUUGGCUGUGUCAGCUCAAGGGUUCCGCAGAGGUGCCAACCGCGUGCGGAAGCAAAUGUGGUGGAAGGACAUGAAGAUGCGUGUUUGUCUGAUUAUUUGCAUUAUCCUCUUGCUUGUGGUGAUCAUCGUCCCUGCUGUUGUUACAACCACGCGCUAAGCUACGACACUUCAACGACGGUCAUGUUAUCCAGCCCGACCCGGGACCUGUGCGAAUAUCGUUGCAGCUUUGUUUUCAGCCUCUAAUACCUUGUGUGCUUUUUAUUGGGCGUCGAUUCCUGCUGUUGUCACGAAUAAGCCUUAUUUUAGCAGGCCAUGGACGCGAUGAAUUGAUUUGGCUCUUCAGAUGCGGGCUAUGCUAUGCUAUGCCACACGACUCGUCGACGGCGAAGAUGUAAAUGAUACUCUGGUGUUUGUUGCUUUUUUUUGUCUCUUGCUACUCGACUUUCCCUUCUCAUGUGCUACUGUGCUGUUUGUCUAGCAUUCUAUAAUGAACCUAUCAUACCUGUCUCUUCA